This is a messenger RNA of Spizellomyces punctatus DAOM BR117, 5032 nucleotides long. RefSeq lists its product as uncharacterized. The coding region runs from base 49 to 4932 and encodes 1627 amino acids. The record is from RefSeq and is a predicted model, not a curated record. Gene Ontology annotation, molecular function: protein kinase binding. NCBI's taxonomy places the organism in Eukaryota, Fungi, Chytridiomycota, Chytridiomycetes, Spizellomycetales, Spizellomycetaceae. The transcript is spliced from 2 exons. Gene Ontology annotation, cellular component: cytoplasm.
UUCGCACCUCAUCUUCUCCCCGCCUGCUUGCGAGCAGAUUCCACUAGCAUGCAGGAUAUUCCAGGUGACCAGUUUGUUCGGAGCCUUGCUGCACAUAUUCGGGAGCAUGGGCCAAGCAUAUUGGCGUCAGCUCGGCAAUUAGUAGAGGCUUUGGACGACGGCUUGCCAGGAACUCCACAAUACCGAAGACGUCGGCAAAGCUUAGACAUACAUAAUACCGACGAUAGUAAGGCAGCCACAAAUGAUGCUGACCCAUCAUCCCAAGCAUCGUCCAUUACCGCUCUUGCCUCAGUGUUCUCAGCGUUUGGUUUCGGAACGUCGUCUACUUCUGCAAAAGACCGUGACACACUAUCUGCAGCUACUGGAGAAAAUGGGAUGCGAACGUCCUUUGCCAUGGACCCUUAUCACCUAGCCUAUCUGAAUGUAUUGUUCCGGAAUUCGUCUGAUAUAAAAGACUACUUGGCUACUCGAACGACUGGCCCACAACCACCAAUACCAUCUCAAUCUACUAUAGCCCCAUCAAUACCGUCAUCUACGCAAGGUAGCUCGUAUUUGUCCCUUAUAUGGUCGGGAACAUCCAAUACGGCAAGUCCAUCUUCGAUCACUACGGUCGAGGAGGACACCCUUUAUCUCUACAAAUUUUUCGAAACUCUUUCUCUCCUCCGAAUAGCGCCCGUUCGCCGUAAUAACAUCGAGGGAUUCGACCCACCUUCAUCCUCAUGUGUGGAUCUGACUCCUUUUAGCUCAUUGGUUGCAAUUGAAUUGGAUGCAACAAAUCCUCGCGUGAUAGGCUGCUGGGGUCAAGUGAGGGAAAUGUUGCGGUCGUUGACAUGUCGAUACGCUUUGACUAAUUCUGAAGAUCUCGUGGCCGCCCUGGAGGUGGAAGUCAAAGAGGAUGGCCCGAUUGCAGAUUCGGAGGCACUUGAUAUUGUGACUAGGUCAAAUCGACCGACUCGAAGGAAGUCAUCUUAUUCACAUGUUGAUGAUGACAACCCUAGUGCCCGUUUACCGCUGUUGACUCAUUUGAACCUACCUGGCAAUUCGCUCCAGGCAGUCCCUUCAAGCCUCAUCUCGCAUAUCCCACGAUGUACCCAUGUUGACUUAUCGUCCAACGCGCUCACCGUUGUUCCUCCUGCUUUAUCUGCUCUAGCCGAAUUGUCCUACGUCGAUCUUUCGGGGAAUCGUAUCACGUCCUUGUCCGGGGCAGAAGAUCGAUUACGAAAUGUUACGUCACUGCUGUUGAAAGCCAACGCACUGGAGAAUCUCUUAGGCGUCGAGAGUUUGGCAAGACUGAGAACAUUGAACGUAGCGGAAAAUAAAAUUUGGGACGUGUAUGAAGUGGGGAGAUUAGCUUCUCUUAUGGAUGUUGAUGAGAUCUGGAUUGCAGAUAACCCUUUAACCAAGUUGCCGAAUUACCGUACGAAUAUCUUCACUUAUUUCAAGUCUCGUGCCUUGGGCUUACUGCUCGAUGGCGUUCCGCCGUCCGCUGCCGAGAAGAAAGUCAUCAAAGCGAACCUAACUGUUGCAGCAGUCCCCUCUCAACAUCGCUCUCCACCGCCGGUACGGGUUUCGGGCGGAAAGACCAGAUCUGUUCUGUCCCGAGAUAACUCAGAGAGCGUAAUCGACGACGACCUAAGAAGUCGAGCUAGCGACUUGCCAUCGCUACUGUCAGAGAAGACUGGCAGGAAGGUUGGGAAGAAGAAACGGAGGCCGGGGAAAUCAAAGGUCCACAAUGGAAAUCUCAAAACCCCGCAAAUGGAGCUCCCUAGUACAUCACCAACAGCAGGGGAGGAAAUUCCGUCAAUUUCUCUCUCGCCUGGCCCGUCAAGGCGGGUUCAACGCUUUGCAGAGAUUGAAAAAACAAUUGAGGCUAGUAGUAUCAUAAUAACUGACGAUAAGCCAAUCGUCGACUCGGCGGAUCUGGUCGUGAACAGGGCUGGGAAAAAAUCAGGCAAAGGAAAAUCAACCAGUGGCCACAAGACACGGAAGCUCAAGGAAAAUGGGGAGUCAAGAGCUCAAACGAGCAUGUCCAUAUUAUCUGCUCAAGGGGACGGCAUGUCAUCGAUUGGAUCGCCCGUAACAUCGCCAAAUAUAACCCCUUCCCCAAUUGUCACGCCGACUCUAAGUCACUUAUCCCUGUCGGAGGCAUUAGAGUUUUCCGAGACGCCUGCGGUUGGGCGCGAGGGCCCAAAAGCAUCAAAUACAGAAUUGCAUACGCCACCGACCGACACCGUACUGCCUGCAACAGCAUCACCUCAAGAUGUACUGCAUAUCCAUGAUAACGGGGCCACUCUUUUACCAGAAACUUCCGCACAGCCCCGCGUUGCCUCGCCGGUGCCGCCAAAGCCGGUCACCCCUCUACCGCGUCUUGAACCGGUCCCCACUGUUGGCACUCAUAUAGCAAAUAUUGGACCGUAUCGUCGACUCUUUGAUCAUGGGCGGGCGGUCGGUGACACGGCUUCAGUCCGGAGUGGAGCAACGAAUGGAAACGUGAAAUGGCUGGCACUAGCACCCAACGAAGGACCUACCAAAUUACAAUCAGAGCCACCGGCCCAAGCAUUCUCUGUGCGCCGCACUGCUUCUGGGCCAGAUGUUGAGGCAGGUUCAAGGGACGAAUUUCAGGGAGUCAAGAGUUACCAUCCCCAUGGUGCUAAAGACGAUGUAAUGACAGGGAAAAAAGGGCGCAUACAAUCAAAUUUACCGUCACUUGGCUUAGGGGACCGGUUUGUUACUCUAGCGGAAGGGGAGAAAGCCAAAGUGAAGAUGUUGAGUGCGGGGGCUACUACCGCAGCAAAAGUUGCUAGUUUCAGUCCUCCUCCACCACCACCACUUAUACUUUCUCGUCCCUUGCGUUCCAAUACUUCACCCUCUGUAUCAACUCGAAGCGGUGGGCGAUCUUUUGCUACUGCACCUGCGUAUGGGCGAGUAGGCGGCGUGGCCCGAUCGGUUGCAGGAUCGGGGGUCACUUGCGCGUCCAUGCCAGCAUGGAUGGCAUCGGGUCAAGGACCGGGAGGCCAUCAAGUCCCGAGUGCCCCGACGAUACCAUUCAUCACCUUGACGAAUUCCUUGAAGCUCCACUUGGUCCUCAAUGUCUUGAGGGAUGGGGACGAAGAGAAGUGCCUGUGCUGGAUACCCGCAUCGUGCGUUGUGCAAAUACCGAAUGAUAUCAGUCGGAUCAAAACCCGACAAACAGGGUGGUUUACAUCCAUCACUGGGGAUCACGAAUUGUGGAGAGCGCCGACAUACAUACCCGCCCAGCGUCCAUGUUAUGUGCUGCUAACUAACCGGCGACUAUAUAUCUUUGAGCCAAAGUUUCGCUUUCCCUUCACCGGCAAUAAGAACCAAGAUGCGCAAGAAACCCGAUAUGAUUCAGAUAUUUCGUCUUUAUUGCGGCUCGUGCGGUGUGUGCGGCUCAAAGGUAUCCCUCGGAUCGACGUUGGUCCCAAUCAACAAUAUUUCGUUGUUCGCUACUAUGUUCGUGCUGGCCCGCCCGCUAGCAGUGGAGGCGGAGGCUUUGGAAGCGGUGUGCACCCCAUAGGGCCAGGUGGCAUGGGACCAGGUGAAUCCAGCCGCUAUGGAGAUGGUGGACAGUGGGAGAGCGUGGUGGUGGUUACUAGGGAUAAGGAUACUACCGCAGGCUUUCUCAAUGCGUUCGUUCAGUGUUUGCGAGAUGAUUCAGGUGAUGAGGAAGGACUCAACGUUAUUAACCAGAAUGUAGAAUGGGCUUUACUGGAUAUUAAAGAACAGGUGCUGGCACGGAGGGGAAAGAAAGAAGCAGGUUAUCCUUUCGAGUGGCUCUCGGCGAGGGCAGGCGACAAAAUUAGUAUCACUUCAAGCGGAGGAUGGCUCGGAAGAGUAUUGCUAGGGAAACGUGAAGUAGAUGAGACAGCUCACUCACGGCUAUACGCUUCCCCAUCUUCCACGAACACGUUGGUCACAUCGUUGCUUACGGACGAGGACGAGGAUCCCGCUCUAAAUGUCAUCGGAUCAGUUCAAGACAACAAAACUCCUGCUGAUUUCCUGAAGACAUACCUCCUAGUUGGUUUGUUAACUGUCAUACAUCCAGUAUCCGCCUCUUCUCUCCCAGCUAUUGCGGUGCACCCAUUGACACUGGCAGCUACGAACGAGUUUAUAUACCUAUUUGUGGAGCGACACGACGUAUGGCCUCCGGUUAUUUUCCCACCGGAAACGAAUGUUCCACAAUGGGUAAACGAAUCGGUGAACUCACGCUCCUACGCGAAAACAUCCGAUGAUAUGAAAGGACUCAUCAGCGAUGCGGUAGGAAUGGUGUCGCGUGUCAUAGAUAUUGGAAAGGUGGACAACGUGGUACGCUGCGAGCGAUGGCGAACGUGGAGAUGGAACGGUACUGGAAGGGGGGAAGGGGAUGUUGUACAGAAUGGUUAUGUGGGGGUUUGGAGAAAAGGGAAACGCCGAGAUUUCGCUGGGAGGGGAAGGACACGGGAAUGGACAUGGGGUAGAGAAUCAGAGGAGGUGGAAGGAAAUACGGCUGGAUGGGGAUGGUGGGUCAGAAUUGUGUUCGGCGACCGAAAGUUUCCGAGUGUGGACGAGGCCUCAACUGAGCAGAAGAGCGCUCCCCAGGCAGGCGAGGAUUUAACUACAGAGUCGAUGGCUAUGCCCAAUAGACCACCCUCGACCACCGCGCCUACCCCUCCCAAUGAACGCUACUGGGACUUGGUUUUCAGAUCCCUUGAGGGCGCCAACGAGCUUCUCGACUUUCUCAGAGAUGCCCGAGGAGUUAAGGCCGACAUUGAUUACGACCAGAAUUUUGUCGUUCGCGAAGACAUAAUAGAAGCCGACGCCCCCGGGAAAAGUAGUGGCGAAUCUCACAAUGCUUUUGGGCCACCACAUAUGGAAUCGCGUGAUCAUAGAGUGCGAGAGGAUGGUGUGGAAUUUGUCCUAGGGGACGAUUAGAUACGUAAUGUUUGUGCUUGCCUGUUAUAAAUCACGUAAACUCAUUGGGGUUAGAGCCUCAUCUUGUACAAUAUAUCUUCGAUCAUGUUUUCGUAUCUGA